AUGCUCAACUCGUCUGAACCUGUCAAAGUACCCAGGAACUUCAAACUGCUUGACGAACUCGAGAAAGGCGAGAAAGGCAAAACUGCCGAAGGCUGCAGCUGGGGUCUCGAACAACAUGACGAUAUUAGUCUAAGCAAGUGGAACGGCACUAUAUUCGGACCCUGCUUUACGCCUUAUGAGAAUCGGAUAUACUCGCUUUCUAUUCACUGUGGGGAGAAAUAUCCCGAUGAGCCGCCCACGGUCAAAUUCCUAACGAAAAUCAACAUGGUCGGAAUCGGUCCAGAUGGACGGCCGCUACCUGGCGCAUUCUCCUGUCUGCAAAACUGGAACAGGAAUAUGUCGAUUGAGACCAUUUUAUCCACCCUGCGGCAGGCUAUGAGCGCUGGGGUGAAUAGACGUAUUGCUCAGCCUCAGGAGGGAGAAACAUAUUAG
Messenger RNA from Gregarina niphandrodes, 432 nucleotides. Its product is annotated as putative ubiquitin-conjugating enzyme E2. The transcript is spliced from 3 exons. Lineage: Eukaryota; Apicomplexa; Conoidasida; Eugregarinorida; Gregarinidae. The record is from RefSeq and is a predicted model, not a curated record. Gene Ontology annotation, biological process: protein K63-linked ubiquitination; DNA damage tolerance. Gene Ontology annotation, cellular component: nucleus. Bases 1 to 432 code for a protein of 143 amino acids.